AUGAAUUUUAGAAAUCGAGUUUUUAGAAUCAAGAUCUCAUCAAUUAUUACUCCAUAAUUGUAACUAUUUUGAAUAUAUUCAAGAGUUGAGAAAGUUGCUGACUCCUUGGACAAAUGGACAAUUUACAAACCUGAAUUUGUUGCUUUGAUAAUUAAUUCCUUAGGAGGAUCUCUUAUUUAAACUUAGAAUCUAGCAAAUAUAAUAAAAAAGUAUAGUCAAACUAAUAAGUAAUCUCUCUUUUAGAUUAGUGUUCCGAUUUACUGUUUUGGAGAGGAUAUUGUAAUUAAGAGUGCUUUGGGAUUAUUAACUAUUGGUGAUAAGGCUUAUGUGAGUUAAUAAAAUUAAAAUUAUAGAUCCCUAUGCCAUUGUUGGAAAUAUGGGAUAUGCACAACCUUUUUUUGAUUUAAGAAAUUUCGCCUCAAAUUGGUUGAUCAAAUAGAAACAUGUUGCUACAAAUGAUAACAUGAAAAUUCUAAAUCCUUUGAGUGAGUUAGCUGAAAAGGAUAAAGAAUGGGUAGAAUAAUAAAUGAAAAAUUAAGAGGAAGAAUUAAUAAACAUGAUUGAAACUAAUAGGAAAUUAGAUAAUUCUAAAUACGAGGAUAGAUAGAAUGAAAUAUAUCGAAAUGGGAUAAUAGCCCCAAAUUUAUUAUUAAAACAUGGCAUAAUUGAUGGUUAUACAAGUCUUGAUAAUAUGCUAUAAGGCAAGAAAAUCCGUAAAUUAGUUUGA
Paramecium octaurelia is the source of this 727-nucleotide messenger RNA. Lineage: Eukaryota; Ciliophora; Oligohymenophorea; Peniculida; Parameciidae. The record is from the annotation of a GenBank genome assembly.